Varanus komodoensis (Komodo dragon) is the source of this 4013-nucleotide messenger RNA. It is a transcript of the gene ATP6V0A2, whose product is annotated as ATPase H+ transporting V0 subunit a2. The coding region runs from base 179 to 2725 and encodes 848 amino acids. Gene Ontology annotation, cellular component: vacuolar proton-transporting V-type ATPase, V0 domain; plasma membrane; vacuolar proton-transporting V-type ATPase complex. The transcript has 20 exons. Gene Ontology annotation, molecular function: ATPase binding; proton-transporting ATPase activity, rotational mechanism. Gene Ontology annotation, biological process: proton transmembrane transport; vacuolar acidification. NCBI's taxonomy places the organism in Eukaryota, Metazoa, Chordata, Lepidosauria, Squamata, Varanidae. The record is from RefSeq and is a predicted model, not a curated record.
GAAGCCGCUGGAGCGCGGCUGGUGCGUCGCGUCCUUCUCUGCAUGGGCUCCGGGCGCGGGGCACUGGGCAGCCCUUGCAGGCAGCGCGGCGGCGGCGCGACGAGGCGAAGGUAGCGCCGAGGGACCGGGGACGGGCUUUGCCGCCGCCGCGCCUCCUGCCUGGCGCGCCUGCCUGGCCAUGGGCUCCCUGUUCCGCAGCGAGGCGAUGUGCCUGGCGCAGCUGUUCCUGCAAGCCGGCUCGGCCUACGAAUGCCUCAGCGUCCUGGGCGAGCGCGGCCUGGCCCAGUUCAGAGAUCUCAACCCAAGCACGAGUGUUUUCCAGCGGAAGUAUGUGGGUGAAGUGAAGAAAUGUGAGGAAAUGGAAAGGAUACUAGGGUACCUGGUGCAGGAAAUUAAGAAAGCAGACAUUCCUCUCCCAGAAGGAACUGUUACCCCAGCUGCCCCUCCUUUUAAGCAGAUGUUGGAAAUUCAGGAGCAAUUGCAGAAGCUGGAGGUCGAGUUGCGCGAAGUGACGAAAAACAAAGAGAAGCUGAAGAAAAACCUCCUCGAAUUGACAGAAUAUACGCACAUGCUACGGGUCACCCGGACCUUUGUCAGAAGAACUGCUGAGUUUGAGUCCUGCUUGCAGGCUAAUUACGAAGAAUUCCCGUCUUUGGAAAGCGAGCCUUUGGUGGACUACAGCUGCAUGCACAGGCUUGGUGCCAAACUUGGAUUUAUAUCUGGGUUAGUUCACCGAGCAAAAAUUGAAGCCUUUGAAAAAAUGCUUUGGCGGGUGUGCAAAGGAUAUACAAUUGUUUCUUAUUCCGAACUGGAAGAAAGUUUGCAAGAUCCAGAUACAGGAGAACCUACCAAGUGGUUUGUCUUCUUAAUCUCAUAUUGGGGUGAACAGAUAGGCCAGAAAGUUAAGAAGAUAUGUGACUGCUACCAUUGCCAUGUCUACCCCUAUCCAAGCACCCCCGAGGAGCGACGGACCGUGAUGGAAGGACUCCAGGUCCGCAUUCAGGAUCUUCAUAUCGUGCUGCGUAAAACAGAAGAUUAUUUGCGACAAGUUUUAUGCAAAGCGUCUGAAUCCAUUUAUACCUGGGAUGUUCAAGUGAAGAAGAUGAAAGCCAUUUACCACGUGCUGAACCUCUGCAGCUUCGACGUCACCAACAAAUGCCUGAUUGCCGAGGUGUGGUGUCCUGUGACCGACCUCCCAAACAUGCGCCAGGCUCUUGAGGAAGGCUCUAGAACAAGUGGAGCUUCUGUCCCUUCAUUCAUGAACACGAUACCAACAAAAGAAACACCUCCCACUUUGAUACGCACAAACAAAUUUACCUCUGGAUUCCAGAACAUAGUUGAUGCUUAUGGAAUUGGGAACUACAGGGAAGUUAAUCCAGCUCUGUUCACCAUCAUCACCUUCCCCUUCCUGUUUGCUGUCAUGUUUGGAGACUGCGGGCAUGGCUUCUUAAUGUUCCUCUUCGCUUUGUUCAUGGUAUUGUUUGAAAAGCAUCCCAAACUGCUGCGAUCACAGGAUGAGAUCAUGAAGAUGUUUUUUGAAGGGCGAUACAUCAUCUUGCUGAUGGGUCUCUUUUCUGUAUACACCGGCCUGAUCUACAAUGACUGUUUUUCAAAGUCUUUGAAUAUAUUUGGCUCUCGUUGGAAUGUUUCACGCAUGUCUGAUGAGAUCUGGAAUGACGAGGAUGUGAAGAAUAACCAGUACUUGACGCUGGAUCCAAAUGUGACCGGAGUGUUUGGAGGAGUGUAUCCUUUCGGCAUAGAUCCGAUUUGGAACCUAGCAAGCAAUCGUCUCACCUUCUUAAAUUCUUUCAAAAUGAAAAUGUCUAUAAUAAUUGGACUGAUUCACAUGAUAUUUGGAGUUGCCUUAGGGGGAUUUAACCACCUGCAUUUCAAGAAGAAGUACAAUAUUUAUUUCGUUUUCAUUCCUCAAGUUGUGUUCAUGCUGUCCAUCUUCGGAUAUCUUGUGUUCAUGAUCAUCUUCAAGUGGCUGACUUGCAGUGCCCAAAACUCCAAGAUCGCUCCGAGCAUCCUAAUUCAGUUCAUUAACAUGUUCCUGUUUCCUGGCAGUGGAACAGAUGACUUUUUCACAGGGCAGAAAGUUGUGCAGCAGUUUCUGCUAGCUGUCGCUGUACUUUCUGUUCCUGUGCUGCUUUUUGGAAAACCACUGUAUUUAUUCUGGUUGAACAAUGGAGGCCAAAGCAUUGGGGCAUACAGGAAAGGUUACCGGUUGGUACGAAAAGAAAGUGAAGAAGAGAUUGCUCUGUGGCGAACGCACGACAUCGAAGAGGGAAGCGUCUCUUUGGAGAGCAGACUCAAAGAUGAAGAGGAGGAGGAGUUUAAUUUUGUAGAUGUGUUCAUGGAUCAAGCUAUCCAUACCAUUGAGUACUGUCUAGGAUGCAUUUCAAACACGGCUUCGUACCUGAGGCUCUGGGCACUUAGUCUGGCACAUACACAGUUAUCAGAUGUGCUCUGGGCAAUGGUCAUGCGAGUAGGCCUUCGUGUGGAUGCAGCCUAUGGGAUCCUACUGUUGGUACCAGUUUCAGCCUUAUUUAUGGUUCUGACAAUAUUCAUUCUUUUACUCAUGGAAGGCCUUUCAGCUUUUCUACAUGCUCUACGGCUUCACUGGGUAGAAUUUCAGAACAAGUUCUAUAAAGGUGAAGGAUACAAGUUCACACCUUUCUCCUUUCAGGACAUUCCUUUACAUUUUAAUAGAUAUGUUGCAUAGCUUGGCUGAUAUUGGCAGUAAGUCUCUGGAAAUGUUUGGAAAUCAUGAACUGAGUUGUCAUUUUUGCACAGCUCAUUGUAGUAUAAAAACAUCACUGAUUGCCUUAUAAUGCAGCCAAAUAACUUUGCAAAAUAUAACCGCACAUGGACUUUGUAACCAUGGAACCUCUUGUAAACUGGCAUAGAAUGCGUGUUUCUUUCUUGUCAUAAGCACAUAUAAAACUGAUUCUAACCAUCUGGUUGCUGUCCCUAAAAUGCUCCAGCUAUUUUAAAGAGCUUUUUAUAUUCUUUUUCAAAUUCUUACCCUGUGCCCGCUUACUUGGGAGGGAGCCUCAUUAAAGCCAGUGCAACAAUUCUGAGUAAAUAUACAUCGUUUCCAUUGUCAGUCUCCCUCAUGCUACCACUAACAUUGAUGUUCCUUUGUGAAAGUUCAUAGCUAACAAAAAAUUGGCAGCAACUUGAGAAUGAAGUUGCAUUAUCUUUCAGUAUUUAUAGGAAGCGACUAAGAUUUUAUAUUACAUGAGUUAUAAGAUACUUAAAAAAAAAGAAAGAAAUUCUUCAUUCUGGUUAGAACAAGAACUACAUGCUUUUGCCAUUGCACAUCCUGAAUUUUGAAUAGAAGCGGCAGCAUUCGAAGAUGGAUUGCCUGAAGAACUUGGAGGCAUGUGGCCCUAGUUUUGUUCAGGGAAGCAUAAAGAGCAAAGUAAGGCUUAUUCCCAAAAGGGAUCUGUUCAAAGAUCUGAAAUUGUGAAGUUUUAAGUAUUUUAGCUGAGUCCUGGUGGUACUCAGGCAUUUGCUUUAAUUGAAUACAUGUCCUUUAUGAACAAGUAUUUUUCUCCAGUACUGUUGCCUGUUGAUCUGCCUUUUCUCAGUCUCUAGUGGAGAAACCACGUGUUAAUACAAGUUUUCUUAGGCACUAGUUAUACCAACUUUCCUCAGCCUGGUGCCUUUCACAUGCCUGAGAAUAAUGCAAGUUGCAGUCCAACCCGUCUGGAGGGCACCCGGUUUGAAGGACUGAGUUUACACACUCCUUUUUAUGUAGCAUUCUGCUGCUGGAAGUUAGUAUUUAUAAAAUCAGGUUCUAGUUUAACUUCGGCUUCAAUUCAGUAACUGGUUUGGUAAUGAAUAACAUCUUUUUAAGUUCUGUGAAGAUAGCUACCUUCUAAAUGAUUUUUUAAAAACGUUAAAAGGAUGUAUUUUACUUAAAUAGUGUAAGUGCUGAUGGAAAAAACAUAAUCUUGUUUCUUUAAUACUCAUUCCAAAUAAAAGCUAAUUGGUACUUUUGAGAA